Molecule: messenger RNA, 312 nt
Organism: Heterobasidion irregulare TC 32-1
Lineage: Eukaryota; Fungi; Basidiomycota; Agaricomycetes; Russulales; Bondarzewiaceae
Exons: 2
Coding region: 1-312 (103 amino acids)
Source: RefSeq, a predicted model, not a curated record
AUGCCUUCUGGUCCUCAGGGCUCCCCUGGACAGGUCUGCCACCCCCUGGCCGGCUGGUUUCGGCUGUGCUGGGCAGAUUUAGUCGUUGUCGUCGCUCUUGCGCUUUUGGUUUUGCUGUUUUUUGUCUUGGCGACGACCCCUGUGAUUUUUCGCUUGCGAAAAAUGUUCAAGGCGAAGCGCAAAAACUCCGAGCCGACACUCUCUUUCUCUUCUCUGUCGCAAUCUCGUCCGACUCUCCGUCGAACUCAAACACACCAACCAAGAUCCCUCGGCAUGUCCGCGGAACACCAUGAAAAAGGUGCAGUGAAAUGA